CGAUCCCGCACACCAAGGACAACCAGAAGCCAAUCUGCAGAGAUCCGUGACCGUUUUGGCUCAAGGCUGUUUCUCUUCCGAGCGCCGUUGACUCGAGCAUACGAUUUCCGCGCGUCUUCCCCCUCGCAAGAUGUACCGCAGUCUCCGCCCGGCCGCCCUGAACAUGGCCGCCGUCCCUGGCCUGCACCUGUCGACGGCCAAGAGCCAGGCGAGGCCCAGGGGCUACAAGAGCUUCCGGCCCGCUCCCCUGGACAUGGCCCUGGUACCUGGGGUGCACCAUUCGACGGCCAACGGCAGGUGGUUGUCGAUGCCGGACGAGGACGCCCACGCGUGCUCGCCGAAGCACUGCGACCCGAAGGCCGUCGACGACUCGGUGGACACCUGCAGCACGGCGGCCGACGGCGAGAGCCUCGCGUCCUUCGGCGAGGACGUGGCCUCUGACCCCUGCGAGUCCGACAGCGAGCCCAGCUCGCCGUUCGCUAGCGCGCUGCUCAAGAGGCCCGAGGCCCGCGAGCCCCUAUCGCCGUUCAGCCAGAUGCUGCAGGCCAAGCGCCAGAGCGCAGCGCGGCAGGCGGCGGAGCCCCUCUCGCCGUUCAGCAUGGCGCAGCGCCAGCGCGCCCUCGCCCGCUGCUUCUAGAGUCCCCCUGCCGUGCCGCAGGGCGUCGCGUGCCCGACGCCCGUCGGGGUUUCGCACGCUCAGAGGCUCGCGCAGGGCUCAGCGGCACGGCCGCUGCAGCCCGGCAGGUGUUUCGGGGGUGGGGGAGGG
Messenger RNA from Prorocentrum cordatum, 766 nucleotides. NCBI's taxonomy places the organism in Eukaryota, Dinophyceae, Prorocentrales, Prorocentraceae. The record is from the annotation of a GenBank genome assembly.